AUGGGCUUCUUCGCCGCAUUAUUAAGCCUCAUAAGCACUGGUCAAAUCGCCUUUACAGGAUAUAAUCUCUAUCUCUCCUCAAUUGCCAUUCCCAAACUUCUCACCUAUGAAAGCAAAGCCAUUAAAGCCGCAAAAUAUUCCAAUAUCGCCGAGGAACAACUAUUCAAAACACGAACUACGCAAGCGGCCAGUGUAGGAGCUCUUAUUCUUACUCUCUCAACCGCUACUCCUUUCCUCCUCUUAAAUUAUACAUGUAGCACUAUUUUCGCCCUGUCAACGGUUAAUUUUGCAGUGUUGCUUAUUACGAGAGAAUAUGUAGGGGAUUUCUGGAAGGGGAAACCUAAAUUGCCAAUUCCGGGUACAGGGGAUUUUAAUGAUGCGAUUGGCUUGACUAAUGAGGUGUGGGAGAAUGAAUUGUUUUUGGCCGUGAGUUGGGUGCUUUAUGGGGUUUUGGGCUUGUUGGUUUAG
Molecule: messenger RNA, 468 nt
Organism: Sclerotinia sclerotiorum 1980 UF-70
Lineage: Eukaryota; Fungi; Ascomycota; Leotiomycetes; Helotiales; Sclerotiniaceae
Exons: 2
Coding region: 1-468 (155 amino acids)
Source: RefSeq, a predicted model, not a curated record